AUGACCAAAAGCGUUGCUGAUUCCAUCCGCGCAUUUCAGAUCCAAAACAAAUUCCGUAACGCGACCGAGAUCCGCAAGCCUAUAUUGUUAUCUGCCCAAGGCACCAUCCCCGAUUGGCUCAAUGGUGUUCUUUAUCGCGUUGGCCCUGCAAAGUACAAUUUGAGUGAUAAUGGCAAGCAACAUGCAAUCAACCACGCCUUUGAUGGCUUGACCUUUGUCCACCGGUUCGAGAUCUCUGCUAAGCAACAAGCUGUAAAGUACAAUUCGCGUUUUACUGCUGAGAGUGCUGAGAAAACGAUCGUGAAUAAUCCCACCAAUGAUACAUACUUUGGCCAUUUACCUGAAGUUGGUGGUGUCUUCUCCAAGGUGUCCAAUGUAGUGCAUCGUGCCACUACCAUUGGCAACAAUGAUGACAAGGAUCCAUCAUCAGACAAUGUUGGUGUAACAAUUACUCCCGAAUACCCAUUGCCAAGCAAGUUUGACAAGGAUGACACGGAUCCUUUGGUGGUUGUUUCAAAGACGGAUGCCAACUUGUUACAAAUUGUCCAUUCGACCUCUUUGGAACCUAAACGCUUGUUCACUUAUGCUGCUUACGACAAACGUCUUGAUGGAACAAUGGCUGCAGCCCAUCACAAGAGCGACUUUAAUACUGGAGAGACGUUUAAUUUCUCACUUGGCAUGGGACCUUCCUCAAAGCUCACUGUAUUCAGCAUCAAACAAAACAAUGGCAAUGAUAAGCAGCAGCAGCAGCAACAACAAACGACUAUCCUUGCCGACAUCACUCAUCGUAAAUUACCUGGUGUACCAGCAAACGAGCAAGAGCGCAUCCAACCUCCUUACACGCAUGCUUUUUGGUUGACUGAAAACUAUGUAAUCAUACCUGAAGGGCCAUUACACUUUGUUCGAGGAGGUGCAGAUAUACUCUUGAAUGGUGCUCUUGUACCUAGCAUGGCAUGGCGUGAAAAUAGCCCUGGUUACUUGCACGUGGUCCAUCGUCAUGGUGAUGGGCACGUGAUCACGUUGCCUGUGGACCCCUUUUUUAUCUUUCACACCAGCAAUGCAUGGGAUACCAAGCUUGACGAUGGCACAGUUGUACUCAAACUUGAUGCAUGUGCAUGGCCAGAUGGUGAUAUCAUUCAUCAAAUCAGUAGUUUUGGUUUGAUGCAUCGUACACCACCACCAAAGCAAGAAGAAGGAAGCACAACAAAGAUCCGUGGCAUCACCGUACCGCCAAGCCCUCUUCAAUUUGGGAAUCUCGUACGUUACCACCUUGAGUUUAAUGAACGUGAUACCAGCAUUGCCAAGGCCACACAGCGUCAAAUCACACCCAAUGUCGAUUUUCCUCGCUACAAUCCAUUGGAUAAUCUCAAGCCGUACAAAUAUCUAUGGGGCUGUCAACACCAAGGUGCCACUGUUGACGACGUUGAGCGCUUCAGCUUGAUCAAAAUAGACACCGAGACUGGAAAGACGAUCAAGCUGGAUCGUGAAAAAGAAAUGUACACUGAGCCGGUCUUUGUACCUAAGCCUGGUGCUAUUGAUCAUGAUGAAGGCGUGCUUCUUAGCUUUGUCAAUAUUACAGAUCCUCGUGGCCCUGAGCAUGAUAGCUGCUUAUUGGCCAUCAUUGAUGCUAAAUCCAUGGUUGAACUUGCUCGCUGCGACAUUGGUCAAUUUAGUUGUAUUACAUUCCAUGGUUCCUUUAUUUCUGAUGUACACUUUGAAACCUCAAACUACAAUUAA
Molecule: messenger RNA, 1737 nt
Organism: Lichtheimia ornata
Lineage: Eukaryota; Fungi; Mucoromycota; Mucoromycetes; Mucorales; Lichtheimiaceae
Exons: 3
Coding region: 1-1737 (578 amino acids)
Biological process (GO): carotene catabolic process
Molecular function (GO): carotenoid dioxygenase activity
Source: RefSeq, a predicted model, not a curated record